AUAAAAGUAGAAGAGUCAUGCAGUAACCAAUAUUUUGUUGUCUGAAUAAUGAAUGACUGCAGGAAGGUGUAUUUAGUGUAUUAUUAUUUUUAACUCCGCAUUUUUAACAUAAUAAAUUAAUAUAUACUAAAAUGAGUACCGGAACACAAAAAGGAAAUGUACUUUUAUAUAAAGGUUCAAACUACCUUAAGCAACGCUUGGUUCUAUCAGUUUUAAGUGGAAAACCGGUGAGGAUAUGUGAUAUUAGAGUUCGUGAUGAUAUACCAGGAUUAAGAGAAUUUGAAGUUAGUUUGAUUCGAUUGCUGGAUAAAAUUACUAAUGGAACGUUAGUUGAAUUAAACGAGGCAGGAACCAGUUUGUAUUUUCAACCAGGACUUUUACAUGGGGGAAAGAUUGAGCACAGUUGUUCAGUUCAAAGAGGAAUAGGGUAUUAUUUAGAAGCUCUUAUUAUGUUGGGUUUCUUUUGUAAGCAGCCCUUACAUGCAGUUUUACAAGGUGUUACUAGUAAUAAUAUUGAUCCAUCCGUUGAUCUUAUUAAGUCUUCCAUGUUACAAGUUCAAAGGAAAUUUAUUUUUGAUGAUGAAGGUUUGGAUUUGAAGAUAUGUAAGAGAGGAAUGCUUCCUAUGGGAGGUGGUGAAGUUAUUUUUAAGUGUCCUAUAAGAACUAAGUUAAAGCCUGUUCAACUAUUGGACAGUGGUAUGGUAAAAAGAAUAAGAGGGACUGCAUAUGCUUUGAGAGUAUCACCUGCUAUGGCCAAUAGAAUGGUAGAGAAAGCAAAAGGUGUAUUACUUAACUUUAUUCCAGAUAUUUAUAUAAGUACAGACCAAUGUAAAGGAAAGAAUGCUGGUAAAAGUCCAGGCUUUGGUGUGCAUAUUUAUGCUGAAACUACCACUGGAAAUAUAUAUUCUUCGGAACAGGUUUCUAAUGUAGUUUCGAAUGGUGAAGAACCAUCAAUACCAGAAGAUUUGGGUAUAGCAGCUGCUCAAAGACUUCUCUACGAAAUUUAUUUAGGAGGUAUAACCGACUCCUCAUGCCAAGCUUUAGCAGUUUUAUAUAUCGCCCUAGGACAAAAGGAUGUUUCAAAAAUAGUUAUUGGGCCACUCACUGAUUAUACAAUAGGAUUCUUGAGAAAUUUGCGAGAAUUUUUCGGUAUUACUUUUAAAAUUGAACAUUUUGAGAAUGAUGACGAUCGAGAAGGAACAGGCGGUAGAAAAGUUUUAUUAACAUGUGUAGGAAUAGGAUAUUCUAAUAUAAGUAAAAGAACUAUUUAAUACAUUUGUUAAUUCAAAAGAAA
Sitophilus oryzae (rice weevil) is the source of this 1294-nucleotide messenger RNA. It is a transcript of the gene Rtc1, whose product is annotated as probable RNA 3'-terminal phosphate cyclase-like protein. Bases 132 to 1271 code for a protein of 379 amino acids. Gene Ontology annotation, cellular component: nucleolus. The record is from RefSeq and is a predicted model, not a curated record. Gene Ontology annotation, molecular function: RNA endonuclease activity. NCBI's taxonomy places the organism in Eukaryota, Metazoa, Arthropoda, Insecta, Coleoptera, Curculionidae. Gene Ontology annotation, biological process: endonucleolytic cleavage of tricistronic rRNA transcript (SSU-rRNA, 5.8S rRNA, LSU-rRNA); ribosome biogenesis. The transcript has 5 exons.